Messenger RNA from Fusarium sp. VM40, 882 nucleotides. Lineage: Eukaryota; Fungi; Ascomycota; Sordariomycetes; Hypocreales; Nectriaceae. The record is from the annotation of a GenBank genome assembly.
AUGAUGUUCAAGUCCACCACCGCGGCCAUCCUGCUCUUCGGAGCUGCUGCUGCCACUCCCAUCUUCGGCCGGGAGGAGCCCAGCCAGACCAAGUCCGCUCCCCAGUCCACGCAGACCAACACCGUCUACGACUGGGCCGAUGGUUGGGCCAAGGAGUAUCCUAUCCACCAGUCCUGCAACGCGACUCUUCGUCGUCAGUUAACCACUGCUCUGGAUGAGACCGUCCAGCUGGCUCAGCACGCCAAGGACCACAUUCUUCGCUACGGACACAAGUCUGAGUUUGUGCAGAAGUACUUUGGCAACGGCUCGACUGCUCAGCCUAUUGGUUGGUAUGACCGCGUUAUCAACGCCGACAAAUCUGGCAUGCUCUUCCGUUGCGAUGACCCUGACAAGAACUGCGCCACUCAAGACCAAUGGGCUGGCCACUGGCGAGGAGACAACGCCACCACUGAGACUGUCAUCUGCCCUCUCUCGUUCGAGAUCCGCCGCAGUCUCGACUCAGUCUGCGGUCUUGGCUACACCGUCGCCCAGUCCAAGCUCAACACCUACUGGGCAACUGAUCUUCUGCACCGUGUCCUCCAUGUCCCCACUAUUAGCGAAAAGACCGUCGACCACUUCGCCGAGGACUACGCCGAGGUUCUGGCCCUCGCCAAAUCUGAUCCCGAAAAGAGUGCCAUCGACAGCGACACUCUUCAGUACUUCGCCAUUGACGUCUACGCCUACGACAUUGCUGCCCCCGGCGAGGGAUGCACUGGCGAAGUUGAGGAGGAAGAGGAGAAGAAGGAGACUCCCACUAAGAGUGAGACCGCGAAGCCUAGUGCUACCAAGGAGGCUCCCAAGGAGUGCCACACCCACGACGAUGGAGUUGUUCACUGCUCUUAA